Messenger RNA from Rhodamnia argentea, 628 nucleotides. Its product is annotated as calvin cycle protein CP12-1, chloroplastic-like. The transcript has a single exon. Gene Ontology annotation, biological process: negative regulation of reductive pentose-phosphate cycle. The coding region runs from base 69 to 452 and encodes 127 amino acids. NCBI's taxonomy places the organism in Eukaryota, Viridiplantae, Streptophyta, Magnoliopsida, Myrtales, Myrtaceae. The record is from RefSeq and is a predicted model, not a curated record. Gene Ontology annotation, cellular component: chloroplast.
AAUGCAUGCCCAAUCUCCCCUCACCAUAGCAGAAUACUACACCAAGAACAUAUCUACUCCCCUUCCAAAUGGCAACCAUAUCGAGCAUCAGCCUCUCAACCCCUAGAACCGUGCCCAAGUCGGCUGAGCUGCAGAAGCUGGCCGCCUCCACCUCCCCGCAGCUGAAUUACCCAUGGAGGAGGUCCUACCAGCUCAGGGCUCGCCGCCACAUGGUGGUAGCUUCCGCUGCCCCAGAGAAAAUAGAGGAUAAGGUGGCCGAGAGCAUAAAGGGAGCGGAAGAGGCAUGCUCUGGUGACCCCGUGAGCGGGGAGUGCGUGGCUGCCUGGGACGAGGUGGAGGAGCUGAGCGCGACGGCAAGCCACCUUAGGGACAAGAAGAAGGAUUCGGAUCCCCUAGAGACUUACUGCAAGGACAACCCGGAGACUGCCGAAUGCCGUACAUACGAGGAUUGAUUUCUCUUCGCUAUAGUCCUUGCCAUGUCCUUGAGAUGAUUAAUCUUAGUUCUGGUUGUUUAUGCUGUGGGAAUAGUAACACCGCGUUGUACUUUCAUCAGAUAUACCUUGCACCAGUGGAAUUUAUUGGUGACGAACCUGAAAACCUGCUAAUGAAUAUGCGUAUUCCUAUAUAA